Messenger RNA from Sorex araneus (European shrew), 5072 nucleotides. It is a transcript of the gene WASF3, whose product is annotated as WASP family member 3. Lineage: Eukaryota; Metazoa; Chordata; Mammalia; Eulipotyphla; Soricidae. Gene Ontology annotation, cellular component: cytoskeleton. Gene Ontology annotation, biological process: positive regulation of Arp2/3 complex-mediated actin nucleation; actin cytoskeleton organization. Gene Ontology annotation, molecular function: actin binding; protein kinase A regulatory subunit binding; Arp2/3 complex binding. The coding region runs from base 246 to 1751 and encodes 501 amino acids. The transcript is spliced from 10 exons. The record is from RefSeq and is a predicted model, not a curated record.
GCCGUGGCCCGGCCGGAGGCGGUGUCGCUGGCGCCGCUGCGUGCGGUGCGGUGCGGGGCGGGGGUGCGGGCGGCCGCGGCGCGGCGGGACCAUGGACCCGGGAGCGCUGCCCCGGUGGCGGCGGCGGCACCGCGGACGGUUUUAGUUUCGGUUGCUGUUCCUAUUGAUAAUCUAAGCCGAAGGGGUGAUGCUACCUGAGGGAAAUUUCUGCAACUCCUAAGUCGGCGGUUCUGUGCCCGUGAGCCAUGCCUUUAGUGAAGAGGAACAUCGAGCCCCGGCAUUUGUGCCGGGGGGCCCUGCCAGAAGGGAUCACCAGCGAACUCGAGUGUGUAACCAACAGUACUCUUGCAGCCAUCAUCCGCCAGCUAAGCAGUCUAAGCAAACAUGCCGAAGACAUAUUUGGUGAGUUGUUUAAUGAGGCUAACAACUUCUACAUCAGAGCAAAUUCUCUUCAAGACAGAAUUGAUCGCCUUGCUGUCAAAGUUACCCAGCUGGAUUCAACGGUGGAAGAGGUGUCACUACAGGAUAUCAACAUGAAAAAAGCUUUCAAAAGUUCCACAGUCCAAGACCAGCAGGUGGUUUCAAAGAACAGCAUUCCCAACCCUGUGGCUGACAUUUACAACCAGAGCGACAAACCGCCUCCUCUGAAUAUUCUUACCCCAUACAGAGAUGAUAAAAAGGAUGGGCUGAAGUUCUAUACUGAUCCUUCCUAUUUCUUUGACCUCUGGAAAGAAAAAAUGCUACAGGAUACAGAGGACAAAAGGAAAGAGAAAAGGCGUCAAAAGGAGCAAAAGCGCAUAGACGGCACCACCCGUGAGGUGAAAAAGGUUAGAAAAGCCAGGAACAGGCGGCAGGAGUGGAAUAUGAUGGCGUAUGACAAAGAGCUUAGACCUGAUCACAGGUUGUCUCAGAGUGUGUACCAUGGAGCGUCUUCCGAGGGAUCCCUGUCCCCAGAAACUAGGUCCCACGCCUCAGAUGUCACGGAUUACUCGUACCCGGCUACUCCCAAUCAUUCUCUGCACGCUCAGCCUGCCGUCCCUUCUCAUGCGGCAGCAGAGGCACCAACACAUGGGCCCGCAAACCAGGCCCUGGAGCACGAGUACCGGCCACCCGCUGCCUCAGCCAGGCAUAUGGGCCUCAACAGACCCCAGCAGCCGCCACCGCCACCCCCAGAGGCCACCGAGGGGUCCCAGGCCUCCGCACCCAUGGCUCCAUCUGACUAUGGGAUGCUCCCGGCCCAGAUCAUUGAGUAUUACAACCCCUCAGGACCACCACCACCGCCGCCACCGCCCAUGAUUCCUUCAGCACAAACUGCUUUCGUUAGCCCCCUCCAGAUCCCCACGCAGCCCCCAUUCCCCACGGCAGCCGGCUCCUCCUACACAGCGCCCCCUCACCCACCCUCCGGUGGGCUGGUGGUCACUGCUCCGCCUCCUCCAGGGCCACCUCCUCCCCCUCCCGGCCCCCCUGGGGCAGGCUCCUCCCUCUCCUCCUCCCCAAUGCAUGGCCCCCCAGUAGCUGAGGCAAAGCGACAAGAAACUGCACAACCACCUAUAAGUGAUGCUCGAAGUGAUCUUCUUGCUGCUAUCCGAAUGGGAAUUCAGCUGAAGAAGGUUCAGGAGCAGCGCGAGCAGGAGGCCAAGCGUGAGCCAGUGGGGAACGAUGUGGCCACCAUUCUGUCCAGGCGCAUCGCCGUGGAGUACAGCGAUUCCGACGAGGACUCUGAGUUUGAUGAGAAUGAUUGGUCCGACUGAGGCGACAGGCACUUGGGGACCGGUGCACAGCUUGGUGAUCAGGCUGGCUGCCUGCCAGGAGACUGUCUUAGAAGAGUAUUGAAAAUAUACUAAGUGAUCUCAACACCCAAAUAGGCAUAUUAUAACCCUGUAGCUUAGCAACUUUUGUAUUAAUAAUGUGAUAUUGCUUUUGCACAUCCAAUAUUCUGGGUUUUUUCAGUAUUUACUGUGUAAUACUUAAGUGCCACUAAACAUAGCAAAUCGUGCUGCACAUGAAGAAAUAUGCUAUAACUAUUGCAUUAUCCUGAAAACAGCAUUUGCUUCCUUUUCCUUGGCCAUGAAAGUAUUUAGUGCAGUUUGGGUUUUAGUCUUAUUGACCAUUUUAAUUUCUGCGAACUUGCUGUGUGUUUGUGAAGCUGCCUGGAGUAAGGUCUUUGCAAGAUUAAUGACUAUGCGUCAGAGUGAUGUCUUCUAAUCAGUAAGUGACUUUCUUUCACUUUUUUUUUUCCAAAAACAAAAACAGAACAUGUUCCAGAUGACGUUGGUUCUAGAGUGCAAGAUUUAACAAGGAAGGAGAAUCAAAUGUUCCUGCUUCCCAUUUCUUGGCUUGGUAGCCUCAGAGUGGACUUGAGUAUCAUAUUGAAUAAUUCCAUUUCCUUUGUAUACUCUUAUAAAAUGUGAAAUUGGGCGGGCCCUUUUCCAGCAGGAUUCCCUAUGGGCAUUCAGCUUGGCAAAUGCUUGCGGGUGGUUUGUGUCAAAUGUUUAUACAGCUCAGUGGUAAUGAAAAGGGAACAGGGUCCUUUGGGAGCCUUUGGGAAUGACACUCAGGACUUCUGAUGGUCAUCACUGCUGGGCGUUAGCUAGAAGCACAGCCAGGAAGAGCCUAGGAGUGGUAGAGCCAAGCUGGGCUGAGUUGGCUCAUUCCUGGUCCCCUGAGCCGAGUGCUCUGGGACAUUUUUAGCUCCUCAGCACAUUGCUGUGAAAGUACAUCAGGUCAUGCCUUGCUCCACUUGGUGUGAAUUUUCAAAGCUUCAGUGUAAGUGAAUGUAGUUGGACUGACAGAAUUUUGUUCUUUCAGGAGCUGUGGCCAGAUUAGGCAUCUGUCACGAGCAGCACCUUCCUCAAUCCUAAAAGCACACGGUGCGCUCUCUCUCUCUCUCUCUCUCUCUCUCUCUCUCUCUCUCUCUCUCUCUCUCUCUCUCUCUCUCUCUCUCUCUCUCUCUCGCUCUCUCUCUCUCUCGCUCUCCCCCUGUCUCUCUUUCUCCUCUGUCUCGUCUCUCUCUGUCUCUGUAUCACUCUCUCUCUCUUUCUCUCUGUUAUUGUCACAUUACAGUUUUCCAAUUACCUCACAGACUUAGCCCAUAGACCCAUAACUGUAAGCUGAUCGCUGUCAUCUUUGUCCUUCCUAUUUUCCAUGUGUCUGUCCUGAGGUCUGGGGGUUCUUUUCUUGGCAAAGGCAUACCUUCUGGAAACUCAUGGGUAUGAAUGAAUGAGAACUGCUCUUUUGUCAUUCAGGUGGACAGUAAAUGUAUCGAAUCAAUGACUAUUCUAGGCUUUAAUUCUAGAUACGUAUUCUUAAAUGCGCUAAGAAUACACUGAGACACUUUCCUAGGGAAGUUCUCUAACAUCUCCAGUUAUUUGUGACACUCCACUACCCAUGAGACUCCACAUGGCGGGAAUCAAGGUGAAAACAAAGGUGUUGGGUUUGAUGGUAGGCAAUGUAAAGUGCAUUGUAACUCAAAGACAUUUGUUAACGAGUUCUCCUGGGGAAAUCAGCACUCGCCAUCCCCACCCCGCCCCUGUCACAUCUGUGUGUCCCUGAGUGGAGACUAGUGUGGACCAUCGUCACAAGCAGACUGCACAUUGAGUUUUAGUCAUGUGGAUUUUGAAACUCUGAAAAAGUCUGAUGCCCCCUUUCCAGGACCAGCUUAUGCUAUUAAAUAUAAGUAAUAGUUAUUCACACAUCUUUGUUUCUCUUUCAUUUCUUGUUUCAACUUUCAAUGUGAAGGCCUAUGUUGGGACUUGUAUCAUGUUUGGGCUUAUUUUUUCUUCAUUACAGUAGUUUGGGCUGGGGGUGUCUGUGUGCGUUGAUGUAUCUGUAUGCCUGUGUGUCUGUGUGUCUAAUGUUUGAGUGAGAGAUUACCUACAUAACUCUAGAACAGACACCUGGCAACCCUUCUCUGUUUUCCUAUGUUCCCUUUGUUCUCGGGAUAGAGAAAGCACAUCUGUGCACAUCUGUCUACAUCAGGAAUUCUUCUGUUUCCAUCUCAUAAUAAAAUUAGUGGCACUUUAAUCAUAAUCUUAAGCCUAUUACUAGUUAUCAUCCCACAAGUCAAUUCAACAAAUUUCUUUCUUUCUUUCUUUCUUUCUUUCUUUCUUUUUUUUUUUAAGUCAUGUCUGGCAGUGCUUCUAGCAGAACUUGGGGAGCCGAGCAGGGCGGAGGGUCCAACCCAGGACUCCUGCGCACAGAUUCUGUGCUGCAGCCCAUUGAGCUCACUCCCUGGCUCCUCAGCAAGUUAUUUUCUGACUAGUAAAAAAAGAAAUGCUACAUUUUUUUUACUAGUAAAAUGAUGUAUGUUUUCUGUCAUCUUUAAAAAAGAAGGAAAAAGGAUGAAAAUCCAGUUCUCUUUUGCAUUUUUUUUAUUUUCCUCAACAAAUCUGAAUCAUUCUAAAAUGUAAAUCCAAACUUUUUCUGACAUAAAAAAGUGAAGAAAUGAAUACUUCAUUUUCCAAAAAUACUUACCAUAACAAAGGAAGAAAAUACUUAAAAAGAAAAAAACUUUUUAUAGCCAUGAGUUUUACAUCUUAGGUGGUUAUAUAAGUUCAGCCGUCCCCCCACUGUGUGUAUCUGAGUAACUUCCUACCAGCCUUUUUCUUUUACCAUAGAUUUGGACACUCUGAGAACAUGACUCAGCAUUCCUGCACAGUAGCUAAGCAGAUGCUCUUUCUUCUUAGUCCCAAGUCCUCACAUUGGGUCCACUUUUGUUUACCAUUACUAAGUAUUAGAGAGUUAACAUUUUCAGUUCCAAAAGUAUUUAGAACAUCGAAAUCUUUCUCUGAGCACGAAGUGGCUAGGUUGUGAAAGUUUUGUAAUAAUUUGCAACUGAAAUACAUGAUACAUUUUAAUCCAUUAAAGACUAGUGGGAAUGUAUCAGCCAUAGUAGCAAGUAAUUUUUGUUUUAUAAAUUGUCAUCUUGCAGUAUUUACCAAUGCUGUUAUAAAGAGAAUUUAAAGUGGUAUUAAAAACAAAAACUUCUGUUAACAAUUUUUAUCUGUUUGUAUAUCUUACUAUAGAUUAUGUACAAGUAACAUCUAAAUAAAAUUACACUUUAAACCCUGAAA